AUGGAGACCAGCACCACCGCCAGACCGUCCAAACGAGCGAGAAUAUCAGGAAACGGCAUUGUUACGCCUGGAGAAGUCGUCACGGACGACCCGCAAUGGAUGAGAGGCCACGGCACUUUUGUUGCGCCAGAGACGACGGAAAUCACAGCGACUGUUGCAGGCACCGUGCAAAAGACCAAUAAGCUCCUCUCCGUGCGGCCUCUACGGGCACGAUAUACUCCCGAGAUUGGCGACUUGGUCGUCGGCCGCAUCGUCGAGGUCCAAUCGAAACGAUGGCGCGUCGAUGUCGCCGCUCCUCUGCUCGCAUCUCUCCCUCUCAGCGCAAUCAACUUGCCCGGCGGUAUCCUGCGCAAACGCACUAGCACCGACGAGCUGCAAAUCCGGACAUUCUUCUCUGAAGGCGACCUGCUCGUUGCCGAAGUCCAAUCAAUCUUCCAAGACGGGUCCGCAUCGCUUCACACCCGCUCGCUGAAGUACGGCAAGUUACGCAACGGCAUCUUCCUCUCCGUCUCGGGCACAGGCGGAGGCGGCGGAGUCGUGCGGUCUCGCCGCCAAGUCUGGACAGUGCAUACAGCGCGGGGCGGCGGCGAAGUGGACGUCGUGCUGGGCGUGAACGGCUACGUGUGGAUCUCCAAGCACGUGGCUACAGAGGGGGCAGACGGCGUGUCAAUCACACGGCUGGAAGAAAAUGUGAGCAGUUCGAUAUAUUCCAGUCAAAACGACGAGAUUGAUCCGGCGACGAGAAGAGAAAUUGCCCGCCUAGCGGGCUGUAUUCGCGCCCUGGUCGAGAAUGGCGUCCGUGUCGAUGAGGAAAUGGUCAUGCGCUCGUAUGAAGCCAGCUUGGAAAUAGAAGUCGAGGCCGAAGCUGCAGAUGGUCGCGAAGGCGCGGAUUAUCUGGGUGGCGAUCGUGGUCGCAAGGUUGUCGAAAUGGCUUUGGCUGUUGCUGGAUGA
Messenger RNA from Xylona heveae TC161, 951 nucleotides. RefSeq names its product exosome complex exonuclease RRP4. Gene Ontology annotation, molecular function: RNA binding. The record is from RefSeq and is a predicted model, not a curated record. Bases 1 to 951 code for a protein of 316 amino acids. Lineage: Eukaryota; Fungi; Ascomycota; Xylonomycetes; Xylonales; Xylonaceae. Gene Ontology annotation, biological process: poly(A)-dependent snoRNA 3'-end processing; exonucleolytic trimming to generate mature 3'-end of 5.8S rRNA from tricistronic rRNA transcript (SSU-rRNA, 5.8S rRNA, LSU-rRNA); U4 snRNA 3'-end processing. The transcript has 3 exons. Gene Ontology annotation, cellular component: cytoplasmic exosome (RNase complex); nuclear exosome (RNase complex).